GUAAACAACUGAGCGCAACUUUAUUUACGUCAUCAUGAGACUGACAGGGCCGCACCUUUUGUAGAACUAGAAGUUUACAUUUUAAUUUAAAUCACCAUCGACAGUCAUGGUAUUAAUCACCCACCUUCUUGUGCUGAUUACCUUUGGGUAUUUCGCUUCUAGUUUUGCACUACCGAAUGCGAAGGUGAGUCCCUAUAUUGCAGCUCAGCUGCCUCUGUGGGAGCACGGGGAGGCAGAUGUGGUCAUCUACCGCAUUCCCUUGCUCAGUUACACCCCUGGAGGGCGCCUGCUGGCCGUCACUGAGGCACGGAAGUACACUGGGGGAGAUGCUGGUCCUAAAUUCAUGGCCAUCCGCAGGUCACAGGAUGAACUGGGAGACAAGUGGGAGCCGAUGCAGUACAUCGUGGAUGACGGCUAUCUCCUCUUUGACGGCCUCAACAACGGCAACAUCAUCGUGGAUGAUGAGAAGGGUAUCAUUUUCAUCAUGUACUGCAUCUGCUUCCACCACGACAGGUGCGACAUCGCCAGCAUUAAGCUGGUCAAGAGCGUCGAUGACGGCGUGACGUGGUCUAAGCCGAUCAACAUCUCAGAGCAAGUGGGCACUCCCUCGUUUGCUCCAGGGCCUGGCUUUGGCAUCCAAAAAAAAUUGGAUCCUAACAAGGGACGGCUAGUCUCCUGCGGUUUCGGCUCUGGUUUUGGAGGCGGUGUGCAGUGCCUGCUGAGUGACGAUCACGGGUUGACAUGGCGAUGGGGAGGGAAUAUCACCACGAGUGCCAGCUUUGCGCCAGGCGAGUGCCAGGCUGCUGAACUGCCUGAUGGCUCCAUCAUGCUCAACAUGCGCAAUAGUCACCAUGCCCCGUGCCACUGUCGUGUAGUGGCACGCAGUUACAACGGCGCUGAGACUUUUCCUCUGAACGACGUGUGUGUGGACAAGGCUUUGAUUGAACCAGGCUGUGCUGGAGGAAUGCUGUAUCACAGAGACGUGCUGUUCUUCACAAACCCUAAAAGUACCACUGCAAGAGUUGACUUAACAUUACAGUGGAGUUACGAUAACGGUACAACCUGGGAUGGUGAGUUUCAGAUCUGGGAUAAAGCCAGCGGGUACAGCACUAUGACAGCUCAUCCGGGAGCUUCACCGUACAUCUUCAUUCUCUUUGAGAAGGGCAUCAUAUCAACAACCGAGUCUAUUCAGUUUGUACGCGUGAGCUUGUAUGAGGAAGUGUGAACCUCUAUGAUAUUAGCUCUUGUGUUACGGUUCACUUGGCUAACGGGUUAAUUAAUAUUCAUACUUUUGAUAGAGAUUUUAAGUUGAAUGAAGAAAGCAUUUUAGGUGGAAAAUUACCAGGUGCAAUUUGUCUAUUCAGAAAAAAUGUUGCAACCUGACGCCACUUCAGCGGUUGUGUACAAAGUCCACAGAGAGUCAAGAAAAUUUAAUUUUCGAAGUAUUUCCUAACAGAAUUGGAAAUGUUUCUGAGUCCCAAAUUCAUAUCUUAUCUUUUGCAAUGCCUGACCUCAUUGAGAAACUAUAUGAAGAAAAAAGUGGCGUCAGAUUGCAACAUUUUUUCCGUCUAUUCUUCCAAUUUCAACACAGUAAUCAAAAUUUAAGUACAUAUAUCAAGAGAAAAUCAAUACAAAAUGUCAUUGUGAAACAUGAUUUUGUUAAUAUCAGAUUGCCUUUGUAUACCGGUUACAUGAUAUUUACAUACGGCUCUAAUAAACAAACACAGUAUUACAUUAUUUUAGCAUUACUUCAAUUGAGAUAAAUAAUACCUCAAUCCACUUUCUUGGAGCUGCAAUUUCAACACAGUAAUCAAAAUCUAAGAACUUGUCAAGCAACUAACUGUUCAAAUGGUUUGCCAGUACAUGUAUAAGUAUCAAGAGAAAAAAGUUAAUACAAAAUGUCACUGUGAAACAUGAUUUUGUUAUAUCAGAUUGCCUUUGUAUACAUGAUAUUCAUAUACGACUCUAAUAAACAAACAUAGUUUUACAUUAUUUCAGUAUUGCAUCAAUUAAGAUAAAUAAUACCUCAAUGCACUUUCUUGGAGCUGCAAAAAGCAGAAAAAUCGUGUAUCACAUUUAUUUUGAUACCAGUGAUUACCAAUAUGCAUCACAUAACAUUUUGGCUCAUAACUUGUUGCCGAGAAUCUUGUGCUGGUAGGCCAUCAGCCUCGGUCCAAAAUUUUGGCCACCGGUAUCAAAUGAGGGGAAUAAUCGUCAUAGCAAUUUUUGGCAAGGUAUACACCUCUCCAGAGUUGGAAAAUAUGUGAUAGCAUUGUAACGGUGGCAGCUUUUUGGGUGUUAUCACCCUUUUUUUCAAAAUGUCCAUCAAAAUGCUUGUUACCACUCUAGGGGCGGAAUACCUUGCGCAUGCACACUACAAUCAUUUAUGCCCUGAUUUGAUACCAGCCAACCCCCCAGGCUGAUGGCCUAUAAGCACAGAUGGCUGAUCCACAAAGCUCCGCCCUGUGAUUUUUUUUGGCAUUUGAGAGACGCACGUUUAAGAGUCAGGUUUGGUUUAGCCUGAAUUAUAUGCUAUGCUAAAUGUAUACCUAUAAACAUAUUUGUAUUUUCUACAUGGGUUAAUACAUACAUUUGUAUUUUUUUAAAUCUUUUUUAUUGUAAGUAGUUUGUUAAGUGCUCAGAUUUGCAUCCAGAAAAGGUGCAUUUCUACAGACAGUUUUGGUGCAGUCGAUGAUCACAGGAUGAGCAAUCUUUACGGUAUGUUUUGCAAAAGAGUUCCCAUCGCUAUUGGGGAAAGAAAGGGCUGCCAACUGUAAUGCAUUGAGCCUCAGAUUCAGGUUGUUCUCAUGCUCACACAGGAUUUCUCUCCCUCAAAAAAUAAAUGAAUUAAACUGGAAAAUGUUAAAAUGAUGAUCUUUUGCUAAAAAAAAAGGGUUAAAGUGGUCAGAACUUGUCUGAGAUUGCAACACAGAGCGUCUAGAAUCCAACAUUUUGUGGGGACCUUAAGCUCCAUUGCAAGAUUCUCACUCUCAGCUCUUACAGUUGGCACCCCUGAAAACGUAUGUUGGAAACAGCACCCAUUCAUCCUAGUGAUCCCACAUUGGCAAAAGUGGCCAAAAUUUGUAGCAAAUUUAUAUUUAUG
Molecule: messenger RNA, 3103 nt
Organism: Patiria miniata (bat star)
Lineage: Eukaryota; Metazoa; Echinodermata; Asteroidea; Valvatida; Asterinidae
Product: sialidase-1-like
Exons: 6
Coding region: 107-1225 (372 amino acids)
Biological process (GO): ganglioside catabolic process; oligosaccharide catabolic process
Cellular component (GO): lysosome; membrane; cytoplasm
Molecular function (GO): exo-alpha-sialidase activity
Source: RefSeq, a predicted model, not a curated record